AUGAAGACAGGCAUCCCCGGCGGGGGGAGCACUCACGCCGCAAGUUUGCUGAAGACACGACACAGGCCGUAGUUAACCGGGGACUCCCAGCGCCCAUGUACCGCAGCCGACACAUUGAACAAGAAACCGGCUAUGUUGCUACCUUGGCGGCACUUAAGCCGUUGUUUGACUGACCUUGGUAUCUCCGUUGCACAGAGCCAUGGAUGACUUUAUCGGAAUGAGCUCUCCUCCUCGGUCUUCCAGAUCUCGUACGCAACAGAGAGAUGUUCGCGGAGUUGGUGCGCCGACCGCUGACUACAAUGUGCGCUAACUAGCCCUGCUCUGCUACAAUACUCACUGGAUGGCUGUCCCCUCCCCUCUCAGAGAGUAGUGCGUACUUGUGACUGUCUGCGUGGGAAUUUGGCCUUCUAGGGACGAAUUAGUCCUGGAUAAUUCAAUGAAAAAGUUUAUUAUGGAAAAGCUUGAGCAGUUUACAAGCGGAAGAAUUUGCCCUACGUCUAAUUGUCUAUAUCACGUGAAUAAUUUAGAUAGUCUAUGUAAUUGCUAGCGGACUAAACUCCACUCCAUGAUGAAAUAACUUUCUGAUGAACUCCUUCACCAUGGAGAGGAGAUUAGUCCGCUAUGUAAUUGAAGGAUUUGUGUUAUCCUAGGGUACUAGGCCUAAAUCAUAAUCGGGGCACCCCAUAACGCCCCUCCCCCUUGCCAUGAUGUUGACCAGACAGAAAUAGCACCUCUGUGUUCCUCCUGGGCCCCAACAGCUCAGCACCUUCAUAUAGCAGCCGUAGCAUCUACCUGUAACCUGCGAAGCCAGAAAAAACAGUCAUUGGGAGACUAGUGUGACGAGAUAAGGGGGCACAUAACUGUGUCAAUUUAUCAAAGACACAAAGGAGAGAACCCCCCCUAAUGUGGUGUAAAGCCAUUUAGGGUGAAAAAUAACAGCCACUCUCUAUUGCAAUAAAUGACUUAAAGAAAUAGAAAGAGAUCAAUUAUCUUUGUGUAUAGGUUUUAGUUGUAUGGAUAGAUUUUAUAGGCUACUGCUCUCCUUUAGUCCAUGGGGUAAUGUGUGGCAGACGGGGAGAAUCAGAUCCAGCCUCUAAGGGGCCUCUUUGGUUUCAGGUGAGCGCUGUGUGCUAGCUGUCCCCCUCUUUUUCUCUCCUACCAGUUAGUGGAGGGGGUAAUUUUGGAUCCCUCUGUGGGUGAAGUGUAACAGGAGCUAUGAAGGGAAAUCCAGACACCGGUAUGUCCUGAUCAUGGAUUCAACUUCAACUCGAGGAAACAGAGUGUUUGCACACUCACUGCAUGUAAACAUGGUACACUGCAUCUAAGGGACAAAUAUGAAGAGGGGUCUUCUGACUUUCUGAAAGGGACUAUUUAGGAAGGUUCCCAGCUGUUGGAGUGGAUGUAGGAUGGAUGAGUGAACCUCUGUUCAGGCUCUGUGCUGUGUACCUUCAGUUAUAAGUUAUGAAAAACCUGAGGAGGGCAUCUCACAGCUCAAUUGGUAGAGCAUGGCGCUUGUAACGCCGUGCUGUGCUGCAGGAUCGUGUUUCACCCUUUCAGUUUCAUGCGGAACAUACUGGUUUGUUCACCUGGGAUUCUUAUUUUUAUUUUUUUAAAGUUAAUCAUAUUUGUAAAAUAAUAAAGAAAGCUGCUGGAUGUAUAAUUUGAUAUGACUCGUGGUUGGAUGGAUGUAGUUAUCGGGAUGGUUUCUUUCUGACUACAUCGCUCCCAUGUAUCAAAUGCUGAGUGAGUGAAAGGGUCCUUGAGGGGGGAAAUUAUCCAUUCUAAAUGGCAAAUUGUCAGAAAAAUUAUGUUGCAAUGAGUACCACUAGAUCAGGGCAAGAUGGGGAAAUCACUCAUGAGAUUACCAUCUGCAGGAGAAGAACAUGAACAAAGUAAUUAUUAUGUAGUUAUAAUAUGUAAUAGAAAGGAAAUACCCAUACAGUAGACUGUAAAAUCAUGUUUUAGGUCUAGCAAUCCACCCCAAACCCUCACCCCCCCCCCCCCCCCCCCCUUUUUUUUUUUAUUUGAAACAGUGACUUCUUGUGUGUGGCGUUAGCUAACACAGUGUCACAUGGUUUACUCUAGUUGGCCUGGUCUGGUCACAUGACAUUAACCAGUUUCACAUGGCCCUCAUAGCUGUGGCAGAGAGUCAUUCAUUACCUUAGACACAGAAUGGAGACACCCUGGUUGACACGACGGAUGCAUUACAUAGCAUUUACUUAUGUUACUAUUAGAGGGGGCUGCUCACAAUAUACCUCUUGUUUAGUUUGGGUGAGUCGGUAAGAGCAGGGUGAUGUGGGCCAAAGGAGUAUCAGUUACUCCUCAAAAGUCUGUUUAAGAAAACGAGUGUGUCCCCCCCCCCCCCCCCCCCCCCCCCCCCCCAACUGAACACCUCUCCUUGACAUUGCCACUCUUAGCAUAAAAAGAUAAGUAAAAGAUACAUUCACAAACUGACAAAUUAUAUACAAUUUUAAAAAUGUCCUGCAUGAAUUAAACUGGGCCCUCUAUGCAAUGAAACUGUUUCCAACAAUCAAUGGAGUGUAGAGGUUUGUUCUGAGGAAUACUGUAUUAAUAUACCAUGGAAUAUAGGCUCCAUAUUGUGAGAGAAAUCAGCACCAGGUUAAAGGAAAGGCUUUUCAACAGCCACCCACACACAGACACUGGUCAUUCUAAUCCUCUACCAACCUUGCCCUGUCUAUGGAAAAGUGAUACAUACUGGUAAAAGGGCCCAACAUCUGCUGUGGAUAAUAUUUCACUUGGUUAAUUAUCACAGUAUGAGAGACACCGGAGGAAAAACAUACAGUAUCUGGGGGUAAGAGGAUCCUACAGCGUCAGUGGAUGUCCGGAGUAUCUUGGGAAACUGUAGUUACACAAAAUGACCAGUAGAGGAAGCAACUCAGUCAAUUUUGAAAGGUACUCUUCGGUCUAGAACAGUAUUAUUCAACGCGAACAGUGCCUUGGAACAAGACUCACCUGAAAUGUCACAUUUCUAAGCAAAUUGGGGAAAACAGUGACUAGAUUAUUUUUUGUAGAAAUAUCAAGCAGUAGGCCUAUAAGUAUUAGCUGUAAACCAGCUGAGAGCAACAAGUAAGUACCUUUUCCAAUUUUUUAAAUAAUAAUCAACUACUGUACGAUAUUGUGUGUUGGAAGUACAUAAUUUUUAUCCUGUCAAAGGAUCAGUGCGCCUACCUGUUACUUAUCUUGUGAGAUCAAUGGAACAUGGAGAUGUGAUGAAAUCCUUAACGAGAUAUUACCAUGUGUCUCAGAGGACAUGGGCUCCAGGGCCCACUGUUGCCUUAUGCUGCUAUAAAUAAUGGUUCAUAAUGAGACUCAUAUUACAUGAAGUAAAAGGCAUAAACACUGUGUGUUUUUGUUUUUGUCAGUCCAUUGUUGAUAUGUUGUUGAUAAGAUGAUCUAAGAAUGCACAGAUCACUUGACUUAUUAGGCAACUUGGCUUGCUCUACUUUAGUGCUGCUCUUAAUGUUGAUCAUCACUAGUAAGCCUGAUGUUGAUCACUAGUAGGCCUGAUGGUGAUCACUAGUAAGCCUGAUGUUGAUCACUAGUAAGCCUGAUGUUGAUCACUAGUAGGCCUGAUGGUGAUCACUAGUAAGCCUGAUGUUGAUCACUAGGAGGCCUGAUGGUUAUCACUAGGAGGCCUGAUGUUGAUCACUAGUAAGCCUGAUGUUGAUCACUAGUAGGCCUGAUGUUGAUCACUAGUAAGCCUGAUGUUGAUCACUAGGAGGCCUGAUGGUUAUCACUAGGAGGCCUGAUGGUGAUCACUAGUAAGCCUGAUGUUGAUCACUAGGAGGCCUGAUGUUGAUCACUAGUAAGCCUGAUGUUGAUCACUAGGAGGCCUGAUGUUGAUCACUAGUAAGCCUGAUGUUGAUCACUAGUAAGCCUGAUGUUGAUCACUAGUAAGCCUGAUGUUGAUCACUAGUAAGCAUGAUGUUGAUCACUAGGAGGCCUGAUGGUUAUCACUAGGAGGCCUGAUGUUGAUCACUAGUAAGCCUGAUGUUGAUCACUAGGAGGCCUGAUGGUUAUCACUAGGAGGCCUGAUGGUGAUCACUAGUAAACCUGAUGUUGAUCACUAGUAAGCCUGAUGUUGAUCACUAGUAAGCCUGAUGUUGAUCACUAGUAAGCCUGAUGUUGAUCACUAGGAGGCCUGAUGGUUAUCACUAGGAGGCCUGAUGGUGAUCACUAGUAAGCCUGAUGUUGAUCACUAGGAGGCCUGAUGGUUAUCACUAGGAGGCCUGAUGUUGAUCACUAGUAAGCCUGAUAUUGAUCACUAGGAGGCCUGAUGUUGAUCACUAGUAGGCCUGAUGUUGAUCACUAGUAAGCCUGAUGUUGAUCACUAGUAGGCCUGAUGUUGAUCACUAGGAGGCCUGAUGGUUAUCACUAGGAGGCCUGAUGGUGAUCACUAGUAAGCCUGAUGUUGAUCACUAGGAGGCCUGAUGGUUAUCACUAGGAGGCCUGAUGGUGAUCACUAGUAAGCCUGAUGUUGAUCACUAGGAGGCCUGAUGUUGAUCACUAGUAAGCCUGAUGUUGAUCACUAGUAAAUCUGAUAUUGAUCACUAGGAGGCCUGAUAUUGAUCACUAGUAAACCUAGGAGGUGUUAUGGUGUGGUUGUGCCACGAAUGCCAAGAGUGUGCAAAGCUGUCAACAAGGCAAAGAGUGGCUACUUUUUAUUAUUAUUAUUAUUACUUUUUGAAGAAUCUAAAAUCUAAAAUAUAUUUUGAUUUGUUUAACACUUUUUGGUUACUACAUGAUUCCAUAUGUGUUAUUUCAUAGUUUUGAUGUCUUCACUAUUACUCUAAAAUGUAGAAAAUAGUAAAAAUAAAGAAAAACCCUGGAAUGAGUAGGUCUGUCCAAACUUUUGACUGGUAUUGUAUAUAUACAAAUAUAAAUAUAUAUGGGGGAUUGGAAAUUAUGCAGAUAAUUACAUUAUAGAAGCCACAAUCUAUCUGCAAUAUUAAAGCUGAUCUACCCCCUAAAAAAAAGAUUUACAAAAUAAAAUAAAGAACUGUUUGUCAUUGUCAUCCAUGUGGAUUUUAUAUUUUCAAUGUUUGUGUGUGUGUGUGUGUGUGUGUGUGUGUGUGUGUGUGUGUGUGUGUGUGUGUGUGUGUGUGUGUGUGUGUGUGUUUGUGUGUGUGUGUGUUUGUGUGUGUGUGUGUGUGUGUGUGUGUUUGUGACUUGUUGUACAUGGCAGCUCAAGAAGUGAAAGGAAUGAGUGUGGUCACUUGCACAGUGCCUUAUAAAUCCAUGGCCCUCUAAUUAUUAGUCACAAUCUAUUACAAAAAUUAGCUAUGUAAUGUGUAACAAAUAGUUAAAAGAGAUGAGCUAUUAUAUAUACAUAUAUAUAUAUAUAUAUACAUAUAUAUAUUAUUAUUGUUAUUAUUAUUAUUAUUAUUAUUAUUAUUAUUAUUAUUAUUAACGUUUGCAACUGCAGUGAGUGACAAUAGGGCAUAUGGAACCACAUGAACGGAAUAAAAAUGUGUAUGCAGAUCCAAGCGGAACAGAAAGUACAAUAAUUUUGACACGUCACUUGAAGCACUCGGACACAUUUCGACGUUACACAAAGACACUUCCUGGUCCAAUGCUAAACAAUUUACCAAUGUUAGCGGGUGAAGGCUAAAUAGGUAGCUAUUUCUGUUUUUUUUACCUUAUUAAAUGCAAUUCAUACAUAGUGCAAGGCAACGUUUGCUGUCUAAUUCACUACAAUCCAUUGUUUCAAUGGAGAUAGACAUUCAUUCAUUCAUUAAUCAUUCAUUAUUUGGUUUCGUCAUGUGGCGUCGCAUGUCACAAGGGAACGGUAACGUUAACGUUAUGAUAGCUAGCUAACAUGCUUAUCUUGUCAUAUCUCAUCAAUCAUCUGUUUGAGCUCCAAUUACCUUUUUAACCAAUAUUUAUUGAAUUCACAUUGCCUUUUUGUUCGCCGAUGUUUUGUGACUUCCUAUUCUGUGACUUUGUUAUUCUGAUCCAGAUAGUAACGUUACUGUUAGUUAGCCAACACGUUUGCUUUGCUGUCUCAUGCCAGUGCGGCUUCAUCAUGUAUUCUAGCAAUCUGAAUAAUAUUCUGCUGUGUUGAUAAUAUAAGAUUUCCUUAGUUGAUAUAUAUAUAUUUUAAACCUGUCGAUGUGUCAUGGCACUGCGUUGUUUUGAUUCCCACCUACGUCAUCAGUUUCCUGGUGCCUGCUUGGGCUGAGUCAACUAGUAACUAACUGAGGGGGUGUUUGACAGUACAGCUGAACAUGCUUUGUCACGAUGAUUAUUCAACAUUUAUGCGUUCUCUCUCCCAUUUGUCUGGAUUAAGACGUCUAGCUAGCAACCUUGUUUAUGCAGAAGCUGACCACUUUUGAUGAUAGGCACUAGCUGGUGUUGCUAGGACCUCAUCCAGGACAAAAAGAGAAUCUCAGAAAGGUGUCAACAAUGGACAUUCUUGAAGGGAGGUCUCGCUGCCUAGAGUAACCCAUCUGAAAACACAAAAAUGUGAGGGGUAGAACACUGCAGAUAUUUUCCUACUACAAAUUGACUAAACCCUGCCUGCUUCCUUCCUCUCCAGGUUUCCAGAGGGUACAGCUGGUUUGAUGCCCGCAGCUCCACAAUGGAGCUCUCUGACUCAGUCACACAUAAGAACGGGCGGCAGAGGAAGCCCGCUGUCCCCCAGGGGGACAUGAGGGACGGGGACAGGGUUUGCAACACUACCCCUGACAUGGACAUGGAGGUGGAGGGGGAGGUGCUGCACCAAGGAUACGACGCAGAGGACAACGGACAUCCCAGGGUGAAGCCUGGGAUCAGAGGGGAGCUGGGGAACGUGUCUCUGCUGCUCUUCCUUUAUGUCCUCCAGGGCAUCCCUCUGGGCCUAGCUGGGAGCAUCCCUCUCAUCCUGCAGGGGAAGAACGUCAGCUACAAGGACCAGGCCUUCUUCAGCUUUGUCUUCUGGCCCUUCAGUCUCAAGCUGCUUUGGGCCCCUCUGGUCGAUGCGCUCUACCUGACCCGGUUUGGACGCAGGUAAGACAAUGAUUUAUAAGACCGAUAUACACUGAGUAGUCCCCGACUAAAACAAAUCUUGGUCGACCGAGAGUCGUCCUGUUCUUUUGACCAAUCGAUUGGUUGAAAUGUUUAAACAUAUUUUUCCAUAUAUAGACACACACCCUAUGUGUUUGAAUAAAAUCAACGACAUAUGUCUGAUGCUUUAAGCACACUGUUUGAUUAAAUAAUUAAGACACACAAAUUACUCAAGUAAGAGCCCGAUGGUCACACUGUGUUAAAAAAAUGACAGCGAGUGCCUGUGUGACUCAAAUUUGGACUCAACAGACCAAAGGACAGAUUUCCACCGGUCUAAUGUCCAUUGCUCGUGUUUCUUGGCCCAAGCAAGUCUCAUCUUCUUAUUGGUGUCCUUUAGUAGUGGUUUCUUUGCAGCAAUUCGACCGUGAAGGCCCGAUUCACGCAGUCUCCUCUGAACAGUUGAUGUUGAGAUUUCUCUUUGCUUAUUUGAGCUGUUCUUGCCAUAAUAUGGACUUGGUCUUUUACCAAAUAGGGCUAUCUUCUGUAUACCACCCCUACCUUGUCACAACACAACUGAUUGGCUAAAACGCAUUAAGAAGGAAAUAAAUUCCACAAAUUAACCUCUUAAGGAUCUGACCUUUCUUUUUCAAUUUUUGCCCAAAAUGACAUACCCAAAUCUAACUGCCUGUAGCUCAGGACCUGAAGCAAGGAUAUGCAUAUUCUUGAUACCAUUUGAAAGGAAACACUUUGAAGUUUGAGGAAAUGUGAAAUUAAUGUAGGAGAAUAUAACACAUUAGAUCUGGUGAAAGAUAAUACAAACAUAAAAACAUGCGUUUUCAAUUUCUUUAUUCGAUUUUGGCCACUAGAUGGCAGCAGUGUGCAUGCAACAUUUCAGAUUGAUCCAGUGAAGCAUCGCAAUACUGGACUAUUUUGUAUCAAGUCUGCCCAAAUGUGCCGAAUUGGUCAAUUGAUACAUUUUCAAGUACAUAACUAUAGAGAACAUACAUUUUGAAUUACCAUAUCAUUUUUGUAAGUUUACACACUCCCAGGAAUGUCAUACAUGAUGGAUAAUUCGCUUAUACGCUGAUUUUCACACAUCUAGAUGGCCGGGCGGGGUGGGUGUGGAGCCAGAGACAGCAGGGGUUCAAACUGUAGAACCCAGUUCCUACAUUUGAAUAUAAAAAUGGAUUUUAUAAAACAAAACUAUGCUACAUUUUAUCUCUGGGACCCUUAGGAUGACAAAUCAGAGCAAGAUUACUGAAUGUAAGUACAUUAUUUACCUUCAGAGGUGAAUGUAUCAAACCAGUUGCCGUGAUACGUUUUUUGUUGUUGUGCACUCUCCUCAAACAAUAGCAUGGUAUUUUUUCACUGUAAUACUUAUUGUAAAUUGGACAGUGCAGUUAGAUUAACAAGAAUUUAAGCUUUCUGCCCAUAUUAGACAUGUCUAUGUCCUGGAGAUUUUGUUGUUACUUACAAAAAUCAUGCUAAUCACAUUAGCGCACGUUAGCUCAACUGUCCCGUAUACGGGACACCGAUUCCGUAGAGGUUAACAAGGCACACCUGUUAAUUGAAAUGCAUUCCAGGUGACUACCUCAUGAAGCUGGUUGAGAGAAUGCCAAGAGUAUGCAAUGCUGUUAUCAAGGCAAAGGGUGGCUACUUUGAAGAAUGUCAAAUAUAUAAAAUAUUUUGAUUUGUUUACUACAUGAUUCCAAAUGUGUUAUUUCAUGGUUUUGAUGUCUUCACUAUUAUUCUACAAUGUAGAAAAUAGUACAAAUAAAGAAAAUGAGUAGGUGUGUCCAAACUUUUGACUGGUACUCUAUAUGGAUGAUGUAUAAAGCCAGGCACAUUUAACAGUUAGGCUAUUAAUUAUAGACCUAAUUAAGUUGGGGUUUUCUCUCUCAAUUGUCUUAGACAAUUAGGCUAAGGCAAGGGCUGUUUCCUCAUCUCUGCUGCUGCUGCCUCCGCCACAUUGUUCUCAAUCCCAAUACGCUGGUUAACUUUGCUAUUAUGCACAUAGCAACAUAGGGAAAGGUGCCAAUUCUGCAGCGCACUGAAGAUUAUGUUUCAGAACAGCGGACAGCGACCGUAUCCAACGCGGGAGAAAGAGCAAAUGUUCUAAAAAUAAUAUUAGAUUUAUUAGUGUUGCACAAUUAUUUUUACAUAAUAUAACCAUAUACAAUUUCAGUAUCAUGUCUUAGAGUGAUGGACUGUGCCGUCCCUGUGGCCUCCACAAUGGAUCAGUCCACUGAGACAUGCGUGAAUCAGACAGGUGACUUGUGCGUCAUGAAACAUUUUUUGGGGGGCGACUGCUGGACUAAAGAAAUCUGGGUCAACCAACAGCCUAUCGACCAAACAAUCAACCAGUCAACUAAAUGGGGUCAGCCCUAACACUGAGUUUACCAAACAUUAGGAAUACCUUCCUAAUAUUUAAGUUGCACCCCCCAUUUUGCCUUCAGAACAGCCUUAAUUUGUCGGGGCAUGGACUCUACAAGGUAUCAAAAGUGUUCCACAAGGAUGUUGGCCUAUGUUGACUCCAAUGCUUCCCACAGUUGAGUCAAGUUGGCUGGAUGUCCUUUGGGUGGUGGACCAUUCUUGAUACACACAGGUAACUGUUGAGCAUGAAAAACCCAGUAGCGGUGUAGUUCUUGACACAAACCGAUGCGCCUUGCACCUACUACCAUACCCCGUUCAAAGGCACUUAAAUCUUUUGUCUUGCCCAUUCACCCUCUGAAUGGCGCACAUACACAAUCCAUGUCUCAAUUGUCUCUAGGCUUAAAAAUCCAUCUUUAACCCGUCUCCUCCCCUUCAUCUACACUGAUUGAAGUGGAUUUAACAAGUGACAUCAAUAAGUUAUCGUAGCUUUCACCUGGAUUUACCUGGUCAGUCUGUCAUGGAAAGAGCAGGUGUUCUUAAUGUUUUGUAUACUCAGUGUAUGUUUACUUGAUGAAUUGUAUUGUGUCUGUGUUGACUGUUGCAAUCAAAUGAGUCAAAGCCUUGUGAUCUCCUCUCUGCCUCUCAGGAAGUCGUGGCUGGUGCCCACCCAGUACCUGCUGGGUCUCUUCAUGCUGUACCUGUCGGUUACCGUGGAUACGCUGCUGGAAAGUGAUGAGGGGCGGGGCCCAGACGUGGUGACCCUGACGGUGGUGUUCUUCAUGCUGGCCUUUCUGGCAGCUACCCAGGUACACACACACACACACACUCACUCACUCACUCACUCACUCACUCACUCACUCACUCACUCACUCACUCACUCACUCACUCCAAGUUAUUGUGAUACAUGACUGUUAUUUCCCCAUCCCUGAUCCCAGGACAUAGCAGUGGAUGGCUGGGCUCUGACCAUGCUGUCUCGGGAGAACGUGGGCUACGCCUCCACCUGUAACUCUGUGGGACAGACUGCUGGCUAUUUCCUAGGCAACGUGCUCUUCCUGGCUCUGGAGUCAGCGGACUUCUGCAACAAAUACCUGAGAGCACAGCCUAAAGAGACUGGCAUCGUUACACUGUCAGGUAUGGAGGGAGGGAGGGAGGGAGAGAGAGACUGGCAUCGUGACACUGUCAGGUAUGGAGGGAGGGAGGGAGGGAGGGAGAGACUGGCAUCGUUACACUGUCAGGUAUGGAGGGAGGGAGAGAGAGAGACUGGCAUCGUGACACUGUCAGCUACGAGGGAGAGAGAGAGAGAGAAUGGGAUUGUUACACUGUCAGGAAGGGAGGGAGGGAGGUAAAAAAAAUAUGAGAAAGCAGAGAAUAAGGUAAUCUAUGAAGCGGGAGAAGGUAAUAUAUGAAGCAGGAAGGUCAUCUAUGAAGUGAGAAGGUCAUCUAUGAAGCGGGAAGAAGGAAGGUCAUCUAUGAAGCAGGAAGAAGGUAAUCUAUGAAGCGGGAAGAAGGUAAUCUAUGAAGCAGGAAGAAGGUCAUAUAUGAAGCGGGAAGAAGGAAGGUCAUCUAUGAAGCGGGAAGAAGGAAGGUCAUCUAUGAAGUGGGAAGAAGGAAGAAGGUAAUCUAUGAAGCGGGAAUAAGGUCAUCUAUGAAGCGGGAAGAAGGUCAUAUGCGAAGCAGGAAGAAGGUCAUAUAUGAAGCGGGAAGAAGGUCAUAUAUGAAGCGGGAAGAAGGUCAUAUAUGAAGCAGGGAGACGGUCAUAUAUGAAGCGGGAAGAAGGUCAUGCAUGAAGCGGGAAGAAGGUCAUAUAUGAAGCGGAGAGAAGGUCAUAUGUGAAGCGGGAAUAAUGUAAUAUGUGAAGCGGGAGAAUAUCAUCUAUGAAGCGGGAAGAAGGAAGAAGGUCAUCUAUGAAGCGAGAAGAAGGUCACAUAUGAAGCGGGAAGAAGGAAGGUCAUAUAUGAAGCAGGAAGAAGGUCAUGUAUGAAGCGGAGAGAAGGUCGUAUGUGAAGCGGGAAUAAUGUAAUAUGUGAAGCGGGGAGAAAAUCAUAUAUGAAGCGGGGAGAAGGAAGAAGGUCAUAUAUGAAGCGAGAAGGUCAUAUAUGAAGCGGAAGAAGGUCGUAUAUGAAGCGGGAAGAAGGUCAUGUAUGAAGCGGAGAGAAGGUCAUCUGUGAAGCGGGAAUAAUGUAAUCUGUGAAGCGGGGAGAAUAUCAUCUAUGAAGCGGGAAGAAUGUAAUGUAUGAAGCGGGAAGAAGGUCAUAUAUGAAGCGGGAAGAAGGUCAUAUAUGAAGCGGGAAGAAGGUCAUACAUGAAGCAGGAAGAAGGUCAUAUAUGAAGCAGGAAGAAGGUCAUCUAUGAAGCAGGAAGAAGAGCGGUAAUCCAGAUAUAUAGUUUAAUCUUGCUACAGUCAGCUGUAUUAAGUACAAUUACAGACAUGCAAAGCUCAAUGAACCCGUCCCUGCUGAAGAGGGAAUGUCCGUUGGCCAGGUUUUGCAUUUGUUCCUCUUGCCCUGAGUGAACAAUGGGUGCUAAAGACGAUGGUAUAAGAAUUGUAGAACAAUUAGUGAUUUUUGUUCCCUUGUAACCUCUUGAUUUCCAUAUAAUGCUAUAAUCAACGUUCACUUUGUCCUGGCAGUCUGAACCUUGCUAAGGUGUACCAGGCGUGCAUUUUCUUCCAUUUUAGAACAUUGAUACAGUGGCAAUUACUUUAGGCCCAACAACUUUUUAUUAUCUGGGGAAAUGUUUGUGGCAGUGUCACCUAGUGGGCAAUUUUGGGGGAAUCCUCCAAUCAUAGUGCAGAUAUUGGUCAUGUGAUCAAUUUUGGCGGUUUUUGAGCUGAAGUGAGAGAAAAUAAACUGGUUUUGGAGUGAACUUUUGGCUGAUGAUUUCCAGUACAGCUGUGGCAAUCAACAGACUGUGCCUUGCUAUAGAAGAUGGGUGAAUUAACCUUGAUUGUCAUAUCCCAUUGCCCUGCUGUUGUAAUCACUCGGUAACGUUGUCGUUGUCUGUGAUUGGCUCCCGUGGUGCAGAAUUCCUGUUUUUCUGGGGCGUGGUGUUCCUGGUGUCGACCACGCUGGUGGCCAUUAUGAAGAAGGAGAACGCCAGGGGACAGCAUGGGAAGAGGAAGGUCCGGGAGGAGACGCAGAGCGUCAUGGAAACAUACAAGCUGCUGGUCUCCAUCAUCAAGAUGCCUGCCGUGUUCACCUUCUGUAGCCUGCUGCUCACGGCUAAGGUACCUGCGAUACAGCUUACUACACACGUCACCCAGUCAGGUUAAAGGGAUACGUCGGGAUUUUGGCAACGAGGCCCUUUAUCUACUUCCCCAGAGUCAGAUGAACUUGUGGAUAAAAUGUUUAUGUAGCAUGCUAGCAGAUACCAUAGACUUCCAGUCAUUGCACUAACGCUAGUUAGCAUUGGCUCGUGAAACUACCUCUUAACUUCCUUCAUACUGGACACAGAGACAUAAAAAUGGUAUCCACGAGUUCAUCUGGCUCUGGGGGCGUAGAUAAAGGGCCCUCGUUGCCAACAUCCCGAAGUAUCCCUUUAAGGACCGACCCACUGUGUUCACCCUCUGCUGGCCACUGCUAAGGUAUAUCUACAACUUCUCUGCAUGCCAGUGCUGAAUGUAACCCAGUCAGGUUACUGGCCCACCGACUGUAGUCACCCUGUGUAGCCUACCACUAACUUCCGAGGUGUCUACAUCUUAACCAACCUGCAUUGGACAAUUAGCCUAGCUCACCUGCUGUAUCUAACCCAGUCACUGUAAAGGACUUAGCGGUCUGUCUGUCUGUGUGUCUCCAGAUGGGCUUCUCUGCGGCAGACGCAGUGACGGGUCUGAAGCUGGUGGAGGCAGGUGUUCCCAAAGAGCAGCUGGCGUUACUGGCAGUCCCAAUGGUUCCACUUCAGAUACUACUACCACUCAUCAUCAGUAAAUACACUGCAGGACCACGACCACUAGACGUCUUCUACAAGGCCUUUCCCUUCAGGUAUGCACACACACGCACUCGCGCGCGCACACACACACACACACUUUUCCCAUACAUUUGUGUUUCCGUGUGUAGGUUGUUGAUAGGUCUGGAGUAUGCCCUGCUGGUGUGGUGGACUCCCAGUUUAAAGCAGGAUGGGGGGGGAUUCCCUCUCUACUACUAUGCUAUAGUACUGUUCAGCUACGCACUGCAUCAGGUAACACUACUCACACCAUCUCAUCUCUGUUGUCUCUCUAUUACCCUUUCUCUAUCUCUCUCUCUAUUCUCUCCUCCUCUUUCUUCUCUUAUCUCCCCACUCCUUUCUUGCUCUCUUGCUCUACAUUCUCUCUCUGUCUCUGCUUCUCUCUGAUCUAUCUAACCUAAAAUGCUUUUGAUUCUCUGCUCUCUCUACAAACCUCCACUGGCUCUCGUUUCCUUGACUCUCUUUCUCUGCUCUCUCUCUACAUAAAAAACCUCCCUUUCUCUGCUCUCUCCUUUCUUCGCUGCUCUAUUCCUCUCUCUCACUACAACUCCCUGUCUUCUCGCUCUCUCUCACUCCCUUCUCUCUCUCUCUUCUCUUCUCUCCUACACCUCCCUUUCUCUGCUCUCUCCCUUUCUCUGCUCUCUCUCUCUCUCUCUCUACACCUCCCUUUCUCUGCUCUCUCCCUUUCUCUGCUCUCUACUCUCUGCUCUCUCCUCUCUCUCUCUCUCUCUCUCUCUACACCUCCCUUUCUUGCUCUCCUCCUUCUCUGCUCUCUACCUCCUGCCUCUCUCUCCUCUCUCUCUCUCUACUCUCUACACCUCCCUUUCUCUGCUCCUCUUCUCUUUCUCUCUCUCUCUUACCUCUACACCUCCCUUUCUCUGCUCUCUCCCUUUCUCUGCUCUCUCUCUCUCUCUCCUAACUCCCUUUCUCUGCUCUCUCUCUGCUUCUUCUUCUCUCUCCCUACACCUCCCUUUCUCUGCUCUCUCUCUGACUUUCUCUCACCUACACCUCCCUUUCUCUGCUCUCUCUCUCUCUGCUCUCUCUCCCUACACCUCCCUUUUCUUCUGCUCUCUCUGUCUCUCUCUCUACUACACCUCUUUCUCUCUCUCAUCCCUUUCUCUACUCUCUCUCUCUCCCUUUCUAUUGCUCUAUCUCUGCUCUAUCUCUCCUACACCUCCCUUUCUACUGCUCCUCCUUCUUUGCUCUACUAUAUGCUCUCUCUCUUAUCCCUACAACCUCCCUUUUAUCUGCUCUUCUUGAUCUUCUAUCCCUAAAACCUCCAUUUCUCUGCAGUAUACCUUUCUCUGCUCUCUACUCUCUUGAUCUCUCUCAUCCCUACACCCUCCCCUUUCUCUGCUCUCUACUCUCUAUGCUCCUCUCUCCCACACUCCCUUUCUCUGCUCUCUACUCUCUGCUCUCUCUCUCCCUACACCUCCCUUUCUCUGCUCUCUACUCUCUGCUCUCUCUCUCCCUACACCUCCCUUUCUCUGCUCUUCAAUGUGAAAUAAGGCCACUAUAUAACCACUUGAUCCACACACUUACAUUUUUUUCUCAAACUCCUGCUUUUCCCCUCCUUACCCAAAGGUGGCGCUGUACAGCAUGUAUGUGGCCUGUAUGGCUUUCCAUGCUAAAGUGAGUGACCCAAUGAUCGGUGGGACCUACAUGACCCUGCUGAACACAGUCACCAACCUAGGGGGCAAUUGGCCCUCCACCCUGGCACUGUGGAUGGUCGACCCACUCACCUCUAAGGAGUGCCAGGGAGCUGCUGGGCAGAGCUGUGGCUCCCCAGAGGAGGCAGGGGUAAGUGGGAGAGAGAAUUACCAGACAGUUAUCUCAAUUGUAAUGUCGUAGUACAUUGAAUAGCUAUGAUGUGAAUUUUGUGGAAACACUUCUCUUAAACGUGUCUCUUUCUGUCUCCCUCGCCUCCCCCCUCAGCUGUGUGUUAAGGAGGGCGGUCUGUGUGUGACGUCGUUGGAUGGUUACUAUGUGGAGUCGGUGGUGUGUGUGGUGAUAGGACUAGCGUGGUGGGUGUGGCUAGGGAAGAGGAUGAGAAGGCUACAGGACCAGAGCCCUGCAGCGUGGCGGUGCAGGAUCGGCCAAUGACAACGUUCACCCGGCUCUUGACCUGCACAACCCCUUUCUCACCCCAGCAAGGCCGAUCGCCAGACAGCUACAGUUUGAUAUAAAAGCUUCCUCUUAUCUGUUCCUCUUGCUCACUUUCUGUUGGUCUUCCUAUGUCCCUCUCUCUGCCUCUCUGUUCGUCUCAGUCCCUCUCUCUCCCCCCUUCUCCCUUUUUCAUCUCCCCUCCUUUCCUCCCUUCUCCCCUCCUUUCCUCCCUUCUCCCUCCUUUCCUCCCU
Coregonus sp. 'balchen' is the source of this 15677-nucleotide messenger RNA. The record is from the annotation of a GenBank genome assembly. NCBI's taxonomy places the organism in Eukaryota, Metazoa, Chordata, Actinopteri, Salmoniformes, Salmonidae.